Molecule: messenger RNA, 1643 nt
Organism: Melitaea cinxia (Glanville fritillary)
Lineage: Eukaryota; Metazoa; Arthropoda; Insecta; Lepidoptera; Nymphalidae
Product: venom serine carboxypeptidase
Exons: 1
Coding region: 141-1541 (466 amino acids)
Biological process (GO): proteolysis
Molecular function (GO): serine-type carboxypeptidase activity
Source: RefSeq, a predicted model, not a curated record
GGUACAACUCACGUAGGGUCGAAUGGUUAACUGAUAACCUUAUCUAAUUUUUUUAUUAAUAAACAUUUUAAAUAUUUAACAGUUAACGCUCUGUGCGCAUUCAGUUCUACUUUGAAUUUUCAUUUAAUCAGUUGGAAAUAAUGUCGGCUUUACCAAUAUGGGUCUUAUUACUUAUACAAAUAUUAUGUGUAAAUUGUUUCUUUCAUCGUUAUCCGAAAUUAAAUCUCGGAGAACGAGACGAUGGAGAUCCUGGUGAUCCUCUUUUCCUCACACCGUAUAUCGAGAGUGGGAAUAUCACAGAAGGUAGGCGGCUAGCUCGAGUACCUUUUACUGAGAGUCUACGUAUCAAAAGUUAUGCCGGCUUUUUCACAGUCGACAAACAAUAUGAAUCAAACCAAUUCUUUUGGUAUUUUCCGGCUAUGAUAAGCGAUAAAAAAGAUGCUCCAGUGAUUGUGUGGCUUCAAGGAGGACCAGGAGCUACUUCACUUUAUGGACUUUUCACCGAAAAUGGACCUCUAAGAGUUCGUAACAAAAGAUUUGAAAGACGCAAGUAUAACUGGGCUCUGAGUCAUCACAUUAUCUACAUUGAUAACCCUGUCGGUACAGGUUUCAGUUUUACCAAAGAUCCAAAAGGUUACUGUGUUAAUCAGACACAAAUAGGAGAACAACUGUAUUCUACUCUUAUACAGUUUUUCCAACUGUUUCCAGAACUACAGCCCAACAAAUUCUUUGUCACUGGAGAAUCAUAUGCUGGUAAAUAUGUACCUGCGUUGGCUUACACAAUCUACAAGAAGAACCCUACAGCAAAAAUAAAAAUAAAUUUAAAGGCAUUGGCUAUUGGUAACGGUCUCAGUGACCCUGAGCAUCAGUUAGUUUACAGCAAGUACUUGUAUCAAAUAGGUUUGAUUGACUGGAAUCAAGCCGCCGAGUUUGCCGAUGCUGAAUCGAAAGCCAUAGAUUUAAUAAAACAUCAAGAAUGGGAUAAGGCAUUUGAGGCUUUUGAUAGCUUACUGAAUGGAGAUUUGAUAGGUGGAAAGAGUACAUUUUAUAAUAUGACAGGAUUUGAAUUUUAUUUUAACUACUUACAUACUAAGGAUUACACCCAAUAUGAGGAUUUUGGUCCCAUGUUACAGAAUAGCAAAGUAAGGAAGUCUAUUCAUGUGGGAAAUUUGCCAUUCCACGAUGGGAAAGACGUUGAAGAGCACUUGAAACAGGAUGUAAUGAAAUCUGUAGCACCAUGGAUAUCAGAACUGUUAGAUCAUUAUUAUAUUGUCAUAUACAAUGGACAGCUCGACGUUAUUGUUGCGUACCCAUUGACACUGAAUUACUUGAGGAAUCUUAAUUUUACUGGUUCUGAUGAGUAUAAAUCGGCAAAGAGAUACCAGUGGUAUGUUGAUGGAGAACUGGCAGGGUACGUGAAGCAGGGUGGGAAACUAGUAGAAAUAAUGGUUAGGAAUGCCGGUCACAUGGUACCUGGUGAUCAACCAAAAUGGGCUCUCGAUUUGAUUACGAGACUGACUCAUGAAAAAACUUUUAACUAGGAACUAAAUUAAAAUUGCUUUGUUAACUACUUACUAGUUACUUGGUUUUAUUUUUAAUUCAUGUUUAUUUUUAAGUACAUCUUUAUUAUUAUGUUUAUUGAA